AAAAAAAGCCACUUCCUAAGUAGCAGCAAGUUGUGCGCUCUUGGAAAGUUGUGCAGGCUGUGCUGACUUCAGGGAGGCAUCUCCGUCUGGUGUCGGACUCCUCAGGAAUGCAGCGGGAAGUGUGUGAAGUCUGCUUCCACUGAAGUAGGACGGAGCUUCAGCGUGAAGCCGUCGCUGCGGGUUUGUUUUUGUCUUAUAGCAUGUUCACCAGGCUGCUUGUCCAGGAGGUGCCUUCAAACUUCACACCACCGACCUUCCGGGAUUAUUAAAACACUGAGAGCUUCACAACGACUUCUUCUCCUCCUCCUUCUUCUUCUGCUGCUGCUGCUUCUUCUUCUUCAGCAUCAUGGGCUGCAACAAGGUGCUGCUGGGGGUGGUGGGGGCGGUCGUCAUCAUGUUGAUAACAAUCCCAGCAGUGUAUUUCAGCAAAUCUGAUGUUACCAAAAGGCCAUUCACCUUUGAGGAUUACUUCAAUGACACCAUUAGGUGGAGUUCCUACAAUCUGUAUUGGAUAUCAGACAAGGAGUAUCUGCAUAAAGCAAGAGAUGGGAAUGUCUUCCUUCACAAUGCCGAAACGAAAGAGGAGUCACUAUAUUUGAGCAAUUCAACCUUUGCUCAAGUGGAUGCCACAGAUUACUACUUGUCAGGCGAUUAUAAGUACAUCGCUUUCGAAAGCAAUUUCACAAAGAAGUGGAGACAUUCGUUCACAGCCUCUUACUCCAUCUACAACAGGGAGAGGUCAACGUUUGUUACGCCUGUGAGUCUUCCGACCGUCGUGCAGUACUUUGCCUGGGCUCCAACAGGAAAUAAAUAUGCUUACGUCUCGGACUUCAACAUUUUUCUCAAACCCAACAUCACUGCUGAAACGGUACAAGUGACCCACAACGGAAAAAAGAAUGAGAUCCUAAAUGGUGUCCCUGACUGGGUAUAUGAGGAGGAAGUAUUUGCAUCAAACGGUGCGAUAUGGUGGUCAUCAACCGGAAAAUACUUGGCUUAUGCAGAGUUUAAUGAUACAGGCGUUCACAAAGUGGAGUUCUCUUGGUAUGGAUCUGAGCAGUAUCCACAGACAGUGGUUCUCCCAUACCCAAAGGCUGGAACGACCCUCACCAAGGUGAAACUGUUUGUGGUCGAUACCACAAACCCAUCCCGCCGCACUCAGGUGGUUCCCCCGGCUUCUGUCGCUUCUGGUGAUCACAUUUUGUGCUCAGUGACCUGGGUCACAGACGAACGCGUCGCUGUCCAGUGGCUCACGAGAAAACAGAAUUACGUGGUUGUGCAGAUUUACGACUUCGAUGGAAGCAGCUGGAAAGAAAAACAGAAAUUUGAGCAAACGAGCAAGACGGGCUGGGUUGGCCAUUACAUGCCCUUACCUCUUUUCUUUGCCGAAGAUAAACUCAGUUUCUACAAAGUGAUGAGUGAUGCUCAGGGAUACAAACAUAUUCAUUAUGUGAAAGAUGGCAUUGCAACACCCAUUACCUCUGGGAAGUGGGAGGUCAUCUACAUAUCCAAAUUAACUAAAGAUGCCAUAUAUUAUGUGAGUAAUGAGUACCAAGGAAUACCCGUAAAGAGAAAUCUUUACAAGGUUACGAUUGGAAGCAGCCCUUCUGUCCCUCAGUGCCUCACCUGUGGCCUGGAUAAGGACAGGUGUCAGUACAACUCUGCUUACUUCAGCUUUGACGCCUCUUACUACCGAGUGGACUGCUACGGACCUGGUUUUCCCCUCUACAAACUCAUGGACAACCAGGGCCCAGGCGCAGAGCUCAGCGUUCUUGAAGACAACAAGGAAUUGCAAAAUAUUCUGUCGGAAUUCCAAAUGCCAACAAUGCAGUACGGCACACUGAAGGUUGCGGGAUUUGAUCUUUGGUAUCAGAUGAUGUUACCACCGAAUUUCAAGAAGUCGAAAAAGUAUCCUCUUCUUAUUGAUGUGUAUGGUGGCCCCUGUAGUCAGCGGGUGGACUAUCGUUUCAAGCUGAACUGGGGCACCUACCUCUCCAGCUCACACGGGAUCAUCAUCGCCAGCUUUGACGGCAGGGGAAGCGGAUACCAAGGCGAUGAAAUAUUGCAUGCGAUCUACAGGCGCCUUGGGACGUUUGAAGUGGAAGAUCAGAUAGCAGCUGUGAGGAAGUUUAUUGACAUGGGCUUCAUCGACAAAGACAGAAUAGCAAUAUGGGGCUGGUCAUAUGGCGGUUAUGUCUCCUCGAUGGCUUUGGGUGCUGGAACUGGACUCUUCAAGUGUGGAAUUGCAGUUGCCCCAGUAGCCAAGUGGGAAUAUUAUGAUGCGGUGUACACUGAACGCUACAUGGGUACACCCACAGAGAAUUCAGACUCUUACAAAAAUUCCUCAGUGACGGCCAGAGCAAAGAAUUUCAAGACAGUAGACUACCUAUUGGUUCACGGCACAGCAGAUGACAAUGUCCAUUUCCAGCAGGCAGCACAGAUCUCCAAAGCUCUCGUGGAUGAGCAAGUGGACUUUGAGGCGAUGUGGUACACUGACAAGGACCACGGCCUCAGAGGAUCGGCUUCCCGUCAUACAUACACCCUCAUGAGUCACUUCCUGCAGAAAUGCCUCCUACAUCCCAAAUAGAUGUGAAGAAUGUGACAGAAUUUAAAGUGAACGUCACCAGUUUUUUUUUUCUAAUUAGUGCAUAUUUUAUCUCGCUGAUUUUCUGGAGUGUACAUUUGUUUUCAUGUGCAAUGGAUGUUGGAUUGCUCGCACAAGUGAGCAUAUGAAUUUUAUGUGGAAUUAUGGAACUUUAUGUGACAUUAAGACUUACUAAAAGCCAUUGCAUGCAUUACGGUUGAAGACAUUUUUUUUAUGUGUAUAUGAUAACAUACAAUAGCUGCACUGCACUGAUUUAUUGAGGAGUGUUGUGAUUUGUGUUGCAGUCGUGUUCUAAUGAAAGUGAAAUAAACCCUGUUUUGAUCAGUUUCAUUAUC
Scatophagus argus is the source of this 2937-nucleotide messenger RNA. Its product is annotated as fibroblast activation protein, alpha. NCBI's taxonomy places the organism in Eukaryota, Metazoa, Chordata, Actinopteri, Scatophagidae. Gene Ontology annotation, biological process: proteolysis. Bases 347 to 2584 code for a protein of 745 amino acids. The record is from RefSeq and is a predicted model, not a curated record. Gene Ontology annotation, molecular function: serine-type endopeptidase activity; dipeptidyl-peptidase activity. The transcript is spliced from 26 exons.